Didymodactylos carnosus is the source of this 1782-nucleotide messenger RNA. The record is from the annotation of a GenBank genome assembly. Lineage: Eukaryota; Metazoa; Rotifera; Eurotatoria; Philodinida; Philodinidae.
AUGGCUGAUGUACAUAUAGAACUAAAUCAACAUGAAUUAGCUGCUGAAUAUUACAAAAACUCAUUAAUAUUAUUAGAAAAACUAUCCGAUGCACACCAACAGAACCUUCCGCAUACAUAUGAAACAAUCGCUGGCCUCUAUAUGCAAGUAAACAAAUAUGACCUGGCCAUUAAGUAUUACAAAAAAUUAACAAUAUUGUGCGAAAACCUACAAAAAUCACAGCAAGGGCAGCUUCCGUAUAUAUACCAAAAAAUCGGUGAUGCCCAUAUAAAGCUAAACAAACACGAUUUGGCUCUACAAUAUUACCGAAAAUCAUUAAUAUUCCAAGAAGCCUUGCCAGAACCAGACCAACAUCAGAUUCCGUGUUUAUAUGAAAACAUCGCCGACGUACACAUGAAACUAAACAAAUAUAGCCUGGCUCUUGAACAUUAUAAAAAAGCAUUGAUAUUCGAAGAAAAGCUGUCCGACCCCAACCAACGGCGAAUUUUCCAUCUAGAUGAAAAGAUGGCGGACGUACAUGUGGAACUAAACGAAUAUGAACUGGCUACUGAAUAUUACCAAAGAUCAUUGACAUUCGCAGAAAAACAACCAGAACUACACCAACAGCGGAUCUCGUGUAUAUAUAAAAGAAUCGCAGAUGUAUAUAUGAAACUAAACAAAUAUAACCUGGCUCUUGAACAUUAUAAAAAAGCAUUGAUAUUCGAAGAAAAACUGUCCGAUCCCGACCAACAGCGAAUUUCACUUAUGUAUGAAAGGGUGGCGGAUGUAUAUAUGGAACUAAACGAAUAUGAACUGGCUACUCAACAUUACCAAAGAUCAAUGACAUUCCCCGAAAAACAACCAGAACUACACCAACAGCAGAUCUCGUGGAUACAUGAAAAAAUCGCAGAUGUACACGUGAAAGUAAAUAAGUAUGACCUGGCUCUUGAACAUUAUAAAAAUUCAUUGAUAUUCGCAGAAAAACUGUCCGAUCCCGACCGACGCCGAAUUUUACUUAUAUAUGGAAAACUCGCCGAUGUGUACAAUUCAUUAAGUUCGACAAAAGAACUACCCGAACCCGAUAAGUGGGAGAUUGCGCAUGUGAAUGAAAAAAUCGGUUACCUGUGCAUGGAACUGAAUGAAUGUGAUUUGGCUAUUGAAUAUUACGGAAGAUCAUUAGUGUUACGGGAAAAUUUGCCCAAUCCCGAUCUACUGGAAAGCUCGCUUAUUCAUGAAAAAGUCGCAGAUGUCAACCGGAAACUAAACAGGUAUGAGCUGGCUAUUGAACAUUACAAAAAGUCGUUCAUAUUAGCAGAAACUUUGCCCGAACCAAAACAUUUGAUUAUUUCGAACGUAUGUACAAAGCUCGCUGAGAUCUACAAGAGACAGGAGAAAUAUGAUUUGGCUAUUGAAUACUAUAAAAAAUUAUCAACACUGAGAGAAGAAGUACUGGAACCCGAUAAGUGGGAAAUUGCGCAUGUGAAUGAAAACAUCGGUGACGUGUAUAUGGAACUAAAUGAAUGUGAGUCAGCUACUGAAUAUUACGGAAGAUCAUUAGUGUUACGGGAAAAUCUGCCGAUUCCAGAUCUACAGGAAAGUUCGCUUAUACAUGAAAAAAUCGCAGAUGUACACGUGAAAGUAAAUAAGUAUGACCUGGCUCUUGAGCAUUAUAAAAAUUCAUUGAUAUUCGCAGAAAAACUGUCCGAUCCCGGCCGACGGCGAAUUUUCCUUAUAUAUGAAAAACUCGUCGAUGUGUACAAUUCACUAAGUUUGAGAAAAGAACUACCCGAACCCGAUAAGUGA